CCUUAUUCUGUAUCUGAGAGUGAGCGGCGCUAUGGCUGAGGAAAAGAAGGGUCAAGUUGCCAAGAAGGGCGCGAAGAAAACGGUGAAGAGGGCGCCAGCGAAGGGCGGUAAGAAGAGGAGGCGGUCCAGGAAAGAAAGUUACUCCAUCUACAUCUACAAAGUGAUGAAGCAGGUUCACCCCGACACCGGCAUCUCCUCCAAGGCCAUGAGCAUCAUGAACUCGUUCGUCAACGAUAUUUUCGAGCGCAUCGCGGGGGAGGCUUCCCGCCUGGCCCAUUACAACAAGCGCAGCACCAUCAGCUCCCGGGAG
Molecule: messenger RNA, 310 nt
Organism: Chiloscyllium plagiosum (whitespotted bambooshark)
Lineage: Eukaryota; Metazoa; Chordata; Chondrichthyes; Orectolobiformes; Hemiscylliidae
Product: histone H2B 7-like
Cellular component (GO): nucleosome
Molecular function (GO): protein heterodimerization activity; DNA binding; structural constituent of chromatin
Source: RefSeq, a predicted model, not a curated record